Molecule: messenger RNA, 222 nt
Organism: Onychomys torridus (southern grasshopper mouse)
Lineage: Eukaryota; Metazoa; Chordata; Mammalia; Rodentia; Cricetidae
Product: small nuclear ribonucleoprotein G-like
Exons: 2
Coding region: 1-222 (73 amino acids)
Biological process (GO): mRNA splicing, via spliceosome
Cellular component (GO): U2 snRNP; catalytic step 2 spliceosome; spliceosomal tri-snRNP complex
Molecular function (GO): RNA binding
Source: RefSeq, a predicted model, not a curated record
AUGAGCAAGGUCCACCCUCCCAAACUGAAGAAGUUAUCUUCAAAGUUAAAAGGUGGCAGACAAGAAAUAUUACAGGGCUUGGCGCCUGGCUUGGAUCCCUUUAUGAAUCUUGUGAAUGAUGAGUGUGUGGAGACUGCAACUAGUGGGCCACAGAAUAACAUCGGCAUGGUGCUCAUAGGCAGAAACAGCAUCAUCCUGUUAGAAUCCUUGGAAAGAGUCUGA